Microcebus murinus (gray mouse lemur) is the source of this 1109-nucleotide messenger RNA. NCBI's taxonomy places the organism in Eukaryota, Metazoa, Chordata, Mammalia, Primates, Cheirogaleidae. The record is from RefSeq and is a predicted model, not a curated record.
CUUUUGGGGCCGCCAACGUAGGUAAAAGUAAAGGUGGAGUCUGAGUAUCUGAAAUCUGAAACAGAAAGUGCUGUUAAAAGCUAUCCCUUGAGUGGAUGUGUCAACCGUGCUCAUGACCUGGGCCCCCUAUUUAGCGGAGCCAAGGGGAGGCCUGGCCUGGCGGGAGGCUACGGCUGGAGAGCCGCGAGGUCCCCUCUCGCCGCCGCGCCGCGCCGCGCGGGUCGGGAUGCACAGCACCCCCGGGCCGGUGCCGCGGGAGGCCGCCCCCCGCAACAAGUGCCGGGUGCCAUGGCAACCACGGGAAUUUCCCGUUCGGGGCUGCCGGAAGUGGCCCCCGCCGGGCUAGCGGCUGCGAAAGCAAAAUCCAAUCCCUCUCCGGGGGGAGCAAAAUGGACGAAAGGCGACCCCCAGACAGGGGCUCUGGGUGCCUCGGGAAUCCCGGGAAUCCCUCCUCUUCGCCAGUCGGAGGGAACUAGAGGGAUCCGCAGGGCCGGAGACCGGCCCAGCGCUGCCCCCCGGGGGGCCUCGGCGCCGGGCGCAGGGCGCAGCAGACUAGCGCAGCGCAGCGCAGCCGGCUCCAUUCCCGGCCGCCGCCGCUCAGCCCAUUGCGCAAACCCGGCGGGUCCAGCCUGCCCCACUCGGCCGCUGCUGCUGGAACCCGGGAGGCGGGCUUGGACGCCUCGGGCAUCUACCGGGGGCUGGAAAUGCAACUCACUGCCUCUCCGACUAGACCCCCUCCUCGGGCCACCGGGGUUCUGCCCCCAAAGCUAGUGGCUGCCCCAGACUUGGGGGGAGGGGGAAGGGGAGAGGCUGGCGCCCCCUCCCCCUGUUGGCUCCUGCUCUCGUUGCAGCAGCUGUUGCCAAAUGAACCCUGGAAUGGGGACGAGCAGCCCACCCCCAGCCACACACGUCGCGCGGUCAGAAAACUGGGAAAGGGGGCGGCGGGAGGGCAGAGGAAGCCGGCGCCGGGUCCGAGGUUCUGGAAAGGCGAGAACUCACCUGCAAACAGGCAGUCCUUCUCGGCUCUGGACUUCUGGAUCACGACGUCGAUAUCCUUCUGAAUUCGCUCUUGCCUUGAACACAUCCCCAUUAAAUAAAUCCCUGGAAAA